Molecule: messenger RNA, 1339 nt
Organism: Rhizophagus irregularis DAOM 181602=DAOM 197198
Lineage: Eukaryota; Fungi; Glomeromycota; Glomeromycetes; Glomerales; Glomeraceae
Source: RefSeq, a predicted model, not a curated record
UAUUUAUAAACAUGGUAUCACUGAACGCCGAAGGUACUGUAACUGUCGAUCAUUUUACAUCUAAUUUAAGUUAGGUCAUCAAAACUUUGAUGAUCGGAGUAUUUAACUUUCAAUUUUUUGUCUUGCGUGAAAUAACUAACAAAUGAAUUUUUAAUAAUUUUAUUUUAACUCUUCAAUUAAGUAAUUUAAAUUGUUUUAUCAAUAAAUAUUUUAAAAAUUUAUUUCUUACUCUGCAAAAAUGUGCCCAAUUAUGGUAGAAACAUUACUAUAUUUCAACAAUAAAAUUUUGUUUAUUUAUAUUGUAGACUAAGGAAUUAUAAUUAUUGCCGUUUUCAAAAUGGUUGAAAUUGAUGAUCUGCAAGUACUUGUUUCUUAUGUCAAAAAUGUUUGUUGUCAAAAACAACUGCUUAAUAAAAAAUGUAGUUGUGACUUAACUGAACGACCGCGUUUUAAGAGCAAAAAUAAUGCAAGAAAUUAUUAUACUGGAGUUUAUAAUCCAAGUACAGCAAGUAGAGAAUUAAAAGAAGUACUGAAAGAAGUUGAAUUAAUAAUAGAGGAUAGUAAUAUAGAUGAAGAAGAAGCAACAAUGCAGACUGAUUUUGAAGAAAAGAAUACUAAACAUAGUGAAAAAGAAUUUAGUGAAGAAGCUUAUGGAGCAGAAUCUAGGAAGAAUAGUCCUGCAAAAUGGAUAGUAAAUGAUAAAAGUUUGGGUACUCAACUUUCAGAUGAAAAGGAUUGGGAGAAAUUUCUGUCAGUUAGAAUAUCAAAACACAAUUUCACGAAAAAAGGAGAUGAUGGUGCUUGCUACAAUCAAACAUAUAAUAUAAUUUAUACUUUAAUUGUACUAAAUAAUUAUUUAUUUCAGAAAAAAGUAAAUCUUUCUGAUGAAAGGACUAAAAUUGCAACAAACAUAAUGUUGUUAACUCAAAAAAAUCAUUGUGAUGAACAUGAUAGAGCGUGUUACGUUACUGGAUCGCAUCAUUUAUUUUUAACGCCUCAACAUUUAAGUACCUGGGCAGCUUCAAUCGAACAUAAUUUAGCAACAAUUGAUACGCCACCAAGUUUUCCCAUAUUUGCUAAUAAAACUGUAAGAAGUAAUCAAAGUAAUUCGCAACCUUUACCACCUCAAGCAUCUAUACUACAACAUACAUUGUUUUCAUAUACAAUCACCAUGUAUCCUUAUUCAACUUCUCAAGUUGCUUUACCUUCUCAAUUUGCUUUUCCUUCUCAAGCUGCUUUAUCUUCUCCUUCUCGAACUGCUUUAUCUUCUCAAACUCCAGCUAUAACAGAAAAAUCUAUUCCAAAAAUUGAUGAAUUUUUACAAAAUUUGGAUAAUUAA